Messenger RNA from Pundamilia nyererei, 1195 nucleotides. It is a transcript of the gene guca1b, whose product is annotated as guanylate cyclase activator 1B. NCBI's taxonomy places the organism in Eukaryota, Metazoa, Chordata, Actinopteri, Cichliformes, Cichlidae. The coding region runs from base 270 to 863 and encodes 197 amino acids. Gene Ontology annotation, biological process: visual perception. The record is from RefSeq and is a predicted model, not a curated record. Gene Ontology annotation, molecular function: calcium ion binding; calcium sensitive guanylate cyclase activator activity. Gene Ontology annotation, cellular component: photoreceptor inner segment; cone photoreceptor outer segment. The transcript has 4 exons.
UCUGUGUCUCAUCCUCACUUUCAGUAAGGAUUUGCCACAAUUGAGAGCCGAAUAACAAUUCAGCUUCUAUGGACUUUCAUGCCAUAUUGGUCAAUUUGGUUUUUGCUGAUUUGCACAAACUUAGCCGCAGCCACUGACUCUGUAACUGAGCACUUUUUUCAUUUUGUAAUGUAGGUGGAAGCUUAAAAAAUGUAACCAGGUCAAACCAGAUUUGUGUAAUGUAAGAGAUAAUAUUUGUUAUUUUCAGCAAGAAUAAAAAUAUUACCAACAUGGGUCAACGCCUGAGUGAAGAGAGUGACCAAGACAAGGAAAUCGAUGUGGCGGAGCUGCAGGAAUGGUACAAAAAAUUUGUUGUGGAAUGCCCAAGUGGAACGCUGUUCAUGCACGAGUUCAAGAGUUUUUUUGGCGUUACUCAUAACAAGGAAGCUGCAGAUUACAUUGAAAACAUGUUUCGAGCAUUUGACAAAAACGGAGACAACACCAUUGAUUUCUUGGAGUAUGUGGCAGCUUUGAACUUAGUCCUUCGAGGAAAACUGGAGCAUAAACUUAAAUGGACAUUCAAAAUGUAUGACAAAGAUGGAAGCGGGUGCAUCGACAAAACAGAGCUUCUAGAAAUUGUGGAGUCUAUUUAUCGGCUGAAGAAAGCCUGCCAUGGAGAGCUGGAUGAAGAAUGUAAUCUGCUGACCCCAGACCAAGUGGUUGACCGGAUAUUUGAGCUGGUUGAUGAAAAUGGGGAUGGGGAGCUCUCACUGGAUGAGUUCAUCGAUGGAGCACGGAGGGACAAGUGGGUGAUGAAGAUGCUGCAGAUGGAUGUGAACCCCGGAGACUGGCUCAAUGAGCGACGCCGUAGUGCGGACUUCUAGGGGGAAGCACAGACCGUCAGUCUGUCAUGCACAAUCCUGAUGUGUAACUAUUCAUAUUGUGAUUUUGUGUAUAUUGCAGUUUAUAUGUAUAUAAAAUAAAACACUGAUACUGUCUGACUGCUAACGUGCUAUAUGCUGUUGUAUCAUAUUUAGAUACAUGUCCACAUCAGUGCUGAGAUUUUCACAAGCUUUCAUUUAUUGCUGCGUAUGAUGAUGUAGGUUUUGUUUGUCUGCCCUUGCUUUAUUUUCUUAUAUGUAAUAAUAUAAGCAAAAAAAGAGUUAUCCAAUAAACAUAUUAAUAAAUCACAAUAAAUGUCAAAUGUGAAUUUCUU